This is a messenger RNA of Vitis riparia (riverbank grape), 612 nucleotides long. RefSeq lists its product as uncharacterized. Lineage: Eukaryota; Viridiplantae; Streptophyta; Magnoliopsida; Vitales; Vitaceae. The coding region runs from base 1 to 612 and encodes 203 amino acids. The record is from RefSeq and is a predicted model, not a curated record. The transcript is spliced from 2 exons.
AUGUCUACUUAUAGUAGUACUUCCUCUGUAAUUCCAGUGUUUAAUGGUGAACACUAUCACAUUUGGGCUGUCAAGAUGAGGUUUUACUUAAGGUCUCAAGGUUUGUGGAAUGUUGUGAUGUCUGAAGCUGAUUCACCACCAUUGGGAGCAAAUCCUACAGUUGCUAAGAUGAAAGCAUAUGAGGAGAAAAAACUUAAGAAAGACAAAGCCAUCACCUGCCUACAUUCAGGACUUGUAGACCACAUCUUCACCAAAAUCAUGGACCUGGAAACACCUAAACAGAGAGAGUUUGAGUUGAUGAAGGUGAAAGACAACGAAUAUGUGAAAGAUUAUUCUAGUAGGUUAAUGGAUGUUGUAAACCAAAUGAGGCUUCUUGGUGAGGCAUUUAUAGAUCAAAAUGUGGUAGAAAAGAUCAUGGUUUCAGUGCUUCAAAAGUUUGAAGUCAAGAUCUCUGCAAUUGAAGAGUCUUGUGACUUGCAAAGACUCAUAAUUGCAGAGUUAACCAGCAAGCUUCAUGUACAGGAGCAAAAGGUCUUAAUGAGAGGUGAUGAAGCUACUGAAGGUGUUCUUCAAGCAAAUCAUAAGGGAAAGAGUUUUGGAAACCUACAAUGA